Rhodotorula graminis WP1 is the source of this 939-nucleotide messenger RNA. RefSeq lists its product as uncharacterized. Gene Ontology annotation, biological process: proteolysis. The annotation marks the transcript as partial. The record is from RefSeq and is a predicted model, not a curated record. NCBI's taxonomy places the organism in Eukaryota, Fungi, Basidiomycota, Microbotryomycetes, Sporidiobolales, Sporidiobolaceae. Gene Ontology annotation, molecular function: aspartic-type endopeptidase activity. The transcript is spliced from 3 exons.
UGGGCUGGUAGCCUGACGAUCGGCACGCCGGCCAAGAGCUUCCUCAUCGACUUCGACACGGGCUCGAGCGACCUUUGGGUCCCGUCGGCCUCGUGCACCUCGGCGCCCUGCGCGCCGCACCAGAAGUACUCGGCGUCGUCGUCGUCGACGUCCAAGUUUGUUUCCGGGCAGAAGUUGAUGAUCAGCUACGGCGACGGCUCGACGACCUCGGGCGACGUCUACACCGACACGGUCACGAUCGGCGGCCUGACGGCGACGAACCAGAAGAUGGGCGCCGCGACGACGCUCUCGGACAGCUGGGCCGACGACCCCGAGGACGGCCUCAUGGGCAUGGCGUACCAGUCCCUCUCGUCGCUCAACAGCGCUCCCGUGUUCCAGACGCUCGUGUCGCAGGGCAAGGUCUCGUCGCCGUCGUUCUCGUUCAAGCUCUCGUCGAGCGGCGCCGAGCUGUUCCUCGGCGGCAUGAACACGGCCAACUUUGUCUCGGGCUCGACGACGUACGCGCCCGUCAUCCAGCAGGCGUACUGGACCGUCGCCGGCCAGGUCCUCGUCAACGGCAAGCAGGUGACGAGCGUCGGCACGAUCUCGUCCGUCAUCGACACGGGCACGACCCUCGUCGUCGCCCCGACCAGCGACGCUGCCUCGUUCUGGGCCGCGGUCCCGAACUCUGCGUCGUACGGCAACGGGUACUACACGUUCCCGUGCUCGCAGACGACGACCGUCUCGUUCCGGUUCGGCGGCUCGACGGUGGCGUGGCCCAUGUCGGCGUCGUCGCUCAGCCUCGGCCGCGUGUCGUCCGGCUCGACCCGCUGCGUCGGCAGCAUCGUCGGCCAGGACCUCGGCAUCGAUGGCUGGAUCGUCGGUGACGCGUUCCUGCGCAACGUCUACACGACGUUCGACCUCGGCAACAACCGCGUCGGCUUCUCCAAGCUUCGCUGA